Molecule: messenger RNA, 1566 nt
Organism: Cyphellophora attinorum
Lineage: Eukaryota; Fungi; Ascomycota; Eurotiomycetes; Chaetothyriales; Cyphellophoraceae
Product: Aspartate aminotransferase
Exons: 2
Coding region: 1-1566 (521 amino acids)
Biological process (GO): biosynthetic process
Molecular function (GO): pyridoxal phosphate binding
Source: RefSeq, a predicted model, not a curated record
AUGUCCUUCUCCGGCCGCCGGGUGUCCAUCCUCCGGCAGGCUCUCCAGCAAUCCUCUGACGGCCGUCGCUUCAGCAUACACAAGGAACCAACCGAACACGAGCAGUCCUCCACACCCCAUCUCAACCUCCGCGAGCACCCCUCACAUAAACCUCAUGCCGGACUUGAUACUUCCCGCGCAUCAACUGGCGUCAUCUGGUGUACCGAGCAAGCCUCGCAGCAUGGGUUCACCGACACGCCCGAGCAAUGGGCUAAUCUAGGUCAAGGCGCUCCAGAGGUUGACGAUGAGAUUGAGGGAAGCUUCCCACGACCAACGAGUAUCGACAUUAGUGUCAGUGGGCGCGAAUAUGGGCCGACAGCAGGUAUCAAGCCGCUGCGGGAAGCGGUGGCGAAGCUAUAUAACGAGAACUACCGGAAGGGUAAGCAGAGUCAGUAUACGUGGGAGAACGUGUGUGUUGUGCCUGGAGGUCGGGCUGGACUGAUCAGGAUUGCUGCUGUGCUUGGAAAUGUGAUGUUGGGUUUCUUCAUUCCGGACUAUACUGCCUAUAACGAAAUGCUCUCCCUCUUCAAGAAUUUCAUUGCGAUCCCGACGCCCCUCUCCCAGAAUGACGGCUACCACGUACACGCCGACAAAGUCGCCGAAGAGCUUGCACGUGGCACACGUGUCAUUCUGACGUCCAAUCCACGCAACCCAACUGGGCACGCCCUCUCCGACGACGAGCUCAAGCUCAUCCAAGACAUCUGUCGAGACCGUGCAACCUUGAUUUUCGACGAGUUCUACGCCGGCUAUGACUAUCGCGGCGAAGACGGCGAGACGCACUCCUCCGCCAGCAACGUCAUGGACGUUGACGUCGACGACGUCAUUAUCAUCGACGGCUUGACUAAGCGCUUCCGCCUACCUGGCUGGCGUGUAGCGUGGAUUGUCGGUCCCAAGGAAUUCAUCAAAGCCUUAGGAUCCUGCGGCAGCUACCUCGAUGGCGGAACUAAUGUCCCCUUUCAAGAAGCCGCAGUCAAAAUGCUCGACCCUCCCUUGGUCCACAACGAAAUGGUCGCUCUGCAGCGGCACUUCAAAAUGAAGCGCGAUUUCGUCCUCAAGCGCCUUCAUGAGAUCGGCUUUCGCAGCGGAACACAAGAUAUUCCUGAUUCAACGUUUUACAUCUGGUUGGACCUUACAAGUCUAGAACCUCCGAUUCCAGAGGGCAGCGAGAUCGACAUCUCCAACGGGCUCAGCUUCUUCCACGCGCUGCUGAAGGAGAAAGUUAUCGUCGUGCCGGGGAUCUUCUUCGAUUUGAACCCGGCGCAUAGAAGAGAUCUGUUUGAUUCGCCGUGCCAUCAUUUUGUGCGGCUAUCGUACGGACCGAAGAUGGAGGUUUUGGAGAUGGGACUGGAUGGGAUCGAGCGGGUGGUGAAGCUUGCGAGGGAGGGUGGCGGCACGCGGUUCAAGGAUCCGAAGUAUGGGCACGUGGAUGGGCAUGGAGACAGCGCGAUUCAUGAUGAGCCGGGGAGUCCUUUGCGGCCGAAGAAAGAGCAUAGUGGGAAGGGGCAGGGUGAGCAUCACGUCGGGUAG